AUGUUCAAUUCUAUAGGAUGUAUUGAAGAAUAAUCAAUUAUUUAACUUCAUCUUACUACUUUAUUAUCAAAGAAUAUUUAAGUUUAAGACCAUGAUAAUAGUAAUAAUGAAAAUAUAUUGUGUUAUUAUACAUCAAAAGUAUGGUUAUUUAGAGAUUUUGUACUUGAAAUGAAAAAUGGAUAAAAUAGAAAGAUUAAAUCAAAAGAAUAUUUAGAAUUUGCAUUAUAUAAUGAUCGUCAAUAUUAGUGUUAGAAUUCUAAAAAUAUUAGAAAAACUUUAUUAACAUGUGUCUUUAGAUUUCUUACAGCUUAUGAUUAAAAAUUUGCUGGAACUGAAAAAGCUAACACAUUUUCAAGAGAAUUAUCAUCCCAUCAUUCUAAAGAAAUUAAUCAAUUCUAUUAUACAAUUAUCAUUAGCUAAUUUAUUAGAUAAAAAUACAGCUAAAAUAAAAAUUAAGAAAAGGAAGAAAAAUCUGUUUAAUGA
Paramecium sonneborni is the source of this 483-nucleotide messenger RNA. The record is from the annotation of a GenBank genome assembly. Lineage: Eukaryota; Ciliophora; Oligohymenophorea; Peniculida; Parameciidae.